GUCAAAACCAUUUUCUCUCACACUGCAUAUCCCUUCUGCGAAACCAUGGAUGGAGGUGCUGCAGCCAUCGAAGUUCUUCUCCAAAACCUCAUCAACCUUCUCAACGACGAGUUCACUCUGCAUCAAGGUCUCAAAAGUGAUGCCCGAAAGCUGCAGUGCAAUUUGAAGAUGAUUCGAGCCUACUUGCGUGACGCUGAGAAGAAAUGCACAACUGAAACUGUUAAGAUCUGGUUGAGGGAGCUUGAAGCCGUGGCUUUCGAUGCUGACAACGUUUUGGAUGAACUGAGUUAUCAUCUUCUCCACAAAAAAGUCAACAAGAUGAAAUCAUCCAAGGAUAAGGUACCAUCCUGCUUCUCAUCCUUUAAUGGCAUUUCACGUCGGCGUAAUAUGGCUCUCACAAUCAAACAAAUCAAUGCGGAUUUUGACUCUCUGAACAAAAGAGCAUUCGAUCUUGGCCUUCAAAACAUGGUUGUGAACGCACCUGCUGCUGCAGCUGCUCAUACUUCCAUUGAGACGGAUUCGUCCAGUCUUGAUCCAAUCUUUAUUGGAAGAGAUGAUGAUGUGUCUAAACUAGUCGACAUGCUCACGGAGAUCCAGGAUGGUAAGGUCUUCUCCAUGGUUGCUCUUGUGGGAAUGGGAGGUAUAGGGAAGACUACGUUGACUAAAAGAGUCUUCAAUCAUGAAAGGGUAAAAGCUCGAUUCGGAGUCUCACGUAUUUGGGUUCAUGUUUCUCAAACUUUUGAUCUCACCAUUCUUUUCAAAAAAAUACUUUAUAAGUUGACUAAAAGGAGGAGUGAUGAAGUUGAGAGCAGACAUGAAAUCUUGGAAAAGAUUCAAGAAGCUCUCAAGACUAAAACUUAUCUUCUUGUUCUUGAUAAUAUUUGGAAUGAGAAUGUUCAAAAGUGGGAAUAUUUUAUGAACUUCAUGUCAAGAGUAACAUCAACUAAGGGAAAUGGCAUUAUCAUCACCACCAGGCGUGAAAAGGUUGCAUCAAUUGUUAAUCCAUUUUAUAAUUAUCAUUUGAAACUCUUAUCAGAUCAAGAUUGCUUUUCCAUAAUCAAAGCCAAAGUCGUUGUUCUUCCAUCAUAUUUCGAGUGGAUUGGAGAAAUGAUUGCUACAAGAUGUCAGGGUUUGCCCUUAGCUGCCACUGUAGUUGGGGGAGUGCUUCGCAGUAGUAAGUCCAUAAAAGAAUGGCGCUUCAUCAACGAAAAUUGGCUUUCGGAUGGUAAAGGAGGUGAGAAUAUUUCAAAAAUAUUGAAAUUGAGCUAUGAUCACCUGCCUUCACCGUUGCUGAAAAAGUGCUUUGCGUUUUGUUCGGUUUUUCCCAAAGGAUGGGAAAUCGAGAAGCAUGAGUUGAUUGAACUAUGGAUGGCAGAAGAGUUUCUUCACCCAAGCAGAGGAGAAGAUAUGGAGUCUGUGGGUGACAUGUAUUUUAAUGUGCUUCUACAAAACUCUCUGUUGCAAGUUCAAAUGAUAGACGAUUAUGGGAAUGUUUUGAAGUGUGUGGUGCAUGAUCUUGUGCAUGAUCUUGCAUCUUCUGUCUUAUCCAAUAAUGCAGAUGGCGGUACUCCAUAUCGAUACAUGUUUCUCAAAGAAGAAUCAAGUCCUAUUCCUAAAGAAGUGGCUAAGCAUUUGCGUACAUUAUUCUUGGAAGGUGAAACUUCUGGUACAACGUUCUCAAACUUCAACUGCUUGCGUACUCUUACACUUUCCAGUUCUAAUUAUGAAGAGUUGCCAAAUUCGGUUAGGAAGUUAAUACAUUUGAGAAAUCUGAAUAUUUCGAAAACAUGUAUUAAAAACUUACCCAAGUGGAUUGGUGAACUCCAUCACUUGCAAACAUUAAGAAUAGAAUUGGCGUUAGAGAAACUGCCAACUACAUUGAAGUACUUGAUUAAUUUAAGGCAUCUUCAUAUUGAUUCUAGUAUAGAGUUGCCUGCGGAGAUUGGGAGAUUAACUAAUCUCCAAACACUACCUCACUUCUCAGUGGGCAAAGAGAAGGGCUACCAAAUUGAAGAGCUCGGCAGGUUGAAGAAUCUCAAAGGAACACUAGAGAUUCGUAACCUGGAGAAGGUGCAUGAUAAUGAAGAGGCCCUGAAAGCAAAUAUAUUUGGGAAGCCAAACUUAUUUGAUUUGGUGUUUGAAUGGAAUGAUGGUAGAGAAGAUGAGACAAAUGAUGAGAGUGUAUUAGAAGGACUCCAACCUCAUGUUUAUCUGAAGAAGUUGAAGAUUUCAGGAUUCAAAGGAAAAAGAUUUCCAACAUGGGUUGAGAAGAUGGAAGUACGUUAUGGGCCUCAAGACUCUUGUGUACCACUUUACAGCUUGAUUAAAAUUACAUUCUGCAAGUGCUCAGAAAUUGAUGAAAUCCCAACGCUGGAGCACUUGCCUAAUCUCAAGUCUCUUUCUUUGAAAAAAUUGAAGAAGGUGAGGUUCAUAAAUACUUCAUUCAAUUAUUUAACGUCACUCGAAAUAGAAGAGUUACAUGCAUUGGAAUGUCUGCCACAAUGGUUAUUCCUUAACAAUAAGAAUCUCUCAUAUUUGAGGAUAUCAAAAUGUCAUGUGUUGAGAGAAUUACCUGAUGGUGUUGACACCCUCAAUUCUCUGGAGUAUUUGCAUAUUCAUGAUUGUGAAAAUCUAACGUCGAUUGGGAAUCCAAGUGGUGGAGCACGGCAAUCACAAUGGAUCCUUCAUGAGUUGAGUAUUAAAGGGUGCAUAGAGCUGACGGAAUUGCCAUGUCAAAUGCUAGAGUCGUGGGCGCCUACAAUUGAGGAUCUCAAAUUGGAAGGAUUAAGGAGCCUAAAGAAUCUGCCGUUGCUAAUUGACUGCCUCUCUAAAUCAGCUACUCCUCUCACACAAUUGACAAUCAAAGGUGUUCCUAAAUUGAUGGCUGCUAAUAGUGGUAGUGUUGAGAGUUGGCAUUUUAGCAGCUUGAAAUCAUUAGAGAUAGAUGUGAGUGUAGAAUGGUCAAGAGAGGAUAGUGUUGGCAUUGCAGAGACUGUGGAAGGGAUCCUGCAAAGAUGCCGCAACUCACUUACUAGCUUACAUUUGAAGGGGGUGGAAAAUUGGGAGUGGGUGCCCCAAUCAAUUCAUAAUCUCACUGUUCUUGAUAAGUUAAGGUUGGAGAAUACAGGAAUAGAAGAAUUGCGCCAAUCAAUUCAAAAUCUCACUCUUCUUGUUGAGUUAAAGUUGGAGAAUAUAGGAAUAGAAGAAUUGCCCCAAUGGUUGUUGGGGAACCUCUCAUCUCUAACACGGUUAUAUCUAUGGAAUUGCAACAAGUUGAAGUGUCUGCCCUCUAUGGAUGCAAUGAAGCACCUCACUAAAUUAAAAGGGUUAUAUAUUAGCAAUUGCCCGGAACUACGCAUUGAUUCGGAGUGGCGCAACCACCAUCAACAUGUGUAUAUCGAGGUCGAUGGCAAACACGUUCGGAUGUCGUAGAAACUCUAGAGCUUAAAAAGUCACAGUCUCGGAAUAACUCUAUAUUCACACGGGACAUGUGAAACGGCCUUAGGAAUCAAACACUGAAUUUCGCCGAAGGAGUGUUCAUGCAUGAUGAACAUUUUCAUAUUGUGUUGAGGUCGCGAAUUGAGGUGAAAACAGAGCGCGGACAAAGUUAGAGAGAAGAAUGGAGUCAAAAGAAGACAAUAUGGCUCACGUGGCUUUGGACCGUGUAUGUGGUGCGAAUUGGAGUCGAAACACCCAAUUUGGUUAAUUGGGAUGUCACAACGUUCCACACGGUCUAGUCAAUCGUAAUCCAGAGGGGUCAGAACAUUACACUUGACCGCGUGAAUUGUCGUUACAAGUCACACAGACAUUGCUCAUACCAUGUAGGGGUUGAAUUUUUUAUAAUACUUUGGUGAAUUAUUUAGUGUAUUUUAUGUUUUGAUUUUCAUACAUGGCUACUAUUUUUGAGGCACAUGUUUACGAGAAUUGCUUAUCUCUAAAGCUUACUAGUCGGACCAAAAUGUGGAAUGUGAAUGCAGAAUUAAACCCUAAGCUUUAAAUAAAUUAAACCUAAGGUUUAGUUGAAACAAA
Salvia hispanica is the source of this 4029-nucleotide messenger RNA. RefSeq names its product disease resistance protein RGA2-like. The record is from RefSeq and is a predicted model, not a curated record. NCBI's taxonomy places the organism in Eukaryota, Viridiplantae, Streptophyta, Magnoliopsida, Lamiales, Lamiaceae. Gene Ontology annotation, molecular function: ADP binding.